Molecule: messenger RNA, 3306 nt
Organism: Anolis sagrei ordinatus
Lineage: Eukaryota; Metazoa; Chordata; Lepidosauria; Squamata; Anolidae
Source: RefSeq, a predicted model, not a curated record
AGCAGGAGUCGAUUGAGCAAAGCUUUUUAAAAUAUAUAUAUACAUUGCAACCAGCAAAUAGAAGACAGAUCCAGGUUUGGGGUGCUUUUGGGGAAUGCACCCUGGGGUCCCCCCUUUGGAUUGCUGUGAAGGAUUGAAUAAUGUGGAUUAUAGCAAGGUGGACUUCUCAGUCAUGACUCUCCUCUUCAAUUCCGUGGAUCUGACUGACUCCAGUUUUGUGUCCGCUGUCCUUUGCAUCGCCUUUAACCCACUUUUCUGGAAUCUGAUGGCCAGAUGGGAGCACAGGACUCGGUCGCUCACUCGCCUCUUCCGGUCUCCUUAUGUGGCUUGCUACUGUUUGGGAGCCACCAUCUUACUCCUCAAUUUCCUACGGAGUCACUGUUUCACAGAAGCCAUGAAGAGCCAACCCAAGCUGGAAGUACUGGAUUGUCUCCUUGGGUACUACGUCGGUGUGGCCUUUGCAGCCGUUGGCUCCCUCUUUGUCAUCUCCAGCUUCCUUGCCUUAGGUUUCUUCGGGACGUUCUUGGGCGACUACUUUGGCAUCCUAAUGGAAGCAAAGGUGACCGGCUUCCCCUUCAGCGUCUUGGACAACCCCAUGUACUGGGGAAGCACCAUUGUCUACCUUGGAUGGUCUAUGAUGCAUGCAAGUCCGGUUGGUCUGGUCCUGACGGUGCUUGUGGCCUUGUGCUAUGCCAUUGCUUUGCUCUAUGAAGGGCCUUUUACAGAAGAAAUCUAUCGCCAAAAGGCAAGGAAGAGCAAAUAGUGCCAAACUCUGCUGCGGAGGAGAAUCCGAGGAGAACCAGAAGCAAACAUCCAGUCUGCUUUUGCAGCCCAUGCAGCAAAUUGAAUGGGGAAAGAAACAAAAUCCAGCUGGACUCUUUCAUUCGGCUUUCCCCAAACUCUUCCAAAGUUGGGUUUUUUUUCCAGUUAGAAGUGGAGCCCACCUUCAGUUCAGCAGCUCCCAUCAUAUCCUCAUAAGCCUGAAUAGAUUGAAAACAUACUUAAGCUUCUAAAAAAAAAGGGAGAAUGGGCAAGAAUUACCCAGGCAUUGUAUGUGAAUGGUCUCUUGCACCAAUGGACAAAUAAUGUAGUUUCAUUUAUGGAAAAAGCAAGAGAGGUGCCCUAGACUUGUGUGCAGAAUUAGCUUUUUCUGUUUCCUCCAUUUCUUUCGGUAACUUCAGUACUUCGGGAGCCCGUAAUGGUAAGGGCCUUCCAGGUACGAAAACCUGCUCAACACGAAAGCAAGCGGGAGCUGAUCUCGGCUCUUCCUCUGUUUUUCGACACACACCCCCCCUUCAAACAAAAAGAAAACCCUCAUUCCCUGAGAACUACUCUCCUUUUCCAGGAGGUUAUUGCUUUUCCUUACCUGGAAGUGGGAAGCCUCUUUAAAAUGCCUUGGAAAGAGUGUGUGGCUGCUGGUUUGGUGAAGCCCAGGAAGGAAAGCAAGUGCCUGCUGCAUCCAAGCGCCUCUCCUCUAGAGUAAGAAACAGAACUUGCCUCCUUGCCUUGGAAAGAGUGUGUGCGGCCUGCAGGCCCAAGGGAGAAAGUGCCUGCCUGCAGCCAAGCACCUCUCCACCAGAGUAGAAAUAGGUAAGAAGCUUCCUUAAAGCGCGCAACUGCCUGCAGCUGAGUGCCUCUCCUCUAUAGAGUAGAAACAGUAAGAAGCUUCCUUAAAGCACAUACCUGCCUGCAGCUGAGUGCCUCUCCUCUAGAGUAGAAAUAGGUAAGAAUCAUCCUUAAAGCACGCACCUGCCUGCAGAUGAGUGCCUCUCCUCUAGAGUAGAAACAGGUAAGAAGCUUUCUUAAAGCAUGCACCUGCCUGCAGCUGAGUGCCUCUCUUCUAGAGUAGAAAUAGGUAAGAAUCAUCCCAAAAGCAUGCACCUGCCUGCAGCUGAGUGCCUCUCCUCUAGAGUAGAAACAGGUAAGACACUUCCUUAAAGCACGCACCUGCCUGCAGCUGAGUGCCUCUCCUCUAGAGUAGAAACAGGUAAGAAGCUUCCUUAAAGCACGCUCCUGCCUGCAGCUGAGUGCCUCUCCUCUAGAGUAGAAACAGGUAAGAAGCUUCCUUAAAGCACACACCUGCCUCUAGCUGAGUGCCUCUCCUCUAGAGUAGAAACAGGUAAGAAGCUUCCUUAAAGCACACACCUGCCUGCAGCUGAGUGUCUCUCCUCUAGAGUUGAAAUAGGUAAGAAUCGUCCUUAAAGCACACACCUGCGUGCAGCUGAGUGCCUCUCCUCUAGAGUAGAAACAGUAAGAAUUGUCCUUAAAGCACAUACCUGCCUGCAGCUGAGUGCCUCUCCUCUAGAGUAGAAAUAGGUAAGAAUCGUCCUUAAAGCACGCACCUGCCUGCAGCUGAGUGCCUCUCCUCUAGAGUAGAAACAGCUUAAAUGCCUAAAAUGACGGGAAGGGGAGCCUGGGAAGCCCCUCCCCAUAAUGAGCCAAUUGAAAACGGAUAUUUCGGCACCACAGAGCAAAAACAGAUAUCUGCCCUCCCAAUUUUGGGAGGCUCCAAAAAAAUGGAUCAGGGCCCCCACUGAAAGCAAGGACACCGAAACGGGUCAAGAUUUACUCAGAUUGCACAAUCCUAGUGUGCCCUUGCAUUUGUUGUAUAGUGUUUUUUGGGGGGAAAGCUGGACAUGCUUUGAUGAUGGAAGAACCAAGGGAGCUCCUUUAUCAGAAAGCUAAGGUCUUUUUGCUUCUGGGCCUCACACUGCUAUAAAUUCUUUCCCCUGUUUGCUUUUUGCAAAAAAUAGUUUGUUCACACCCCAGUCGUGAAAAUAUCUUAAAUUCCUGCCACUCUUAUUGUUUCCAAACUCAUCCCAAUUAACUCAAAUUCCUUCCACUGCCUCACUCUUGCCUUUUUUGCCAACGUUAACUUUCCAAACCAGCCCAGCGAUCAACAAAGAGCAAAAAAAAAAAAAAAAGAAUCAGGUGGUGAGAUAAGAUUCCACAAAGGUGCAUCUACACUGAAGAGUUAAGACAGAUUGAUGCCACUUGAACUGCCAUGGCUCCAGGGAGUUGCCUUUUGGAGAAGCACCAGCACUUUUGGACAGAGAAGUUUCAAGACAUCGUACCCAGGAUGCCCAUAGUAUUGAGCCAUGUGAGAAUGAGCUCACAGGCCCCUGUCUUCAAGCUGAUCUGACCGCACAGCAGGGAGUUCCACAGUUCCUGGGAGCAUAGACUUUCAAGAUGACAAAGGGACUGUGGCCCCAGCAGCAGCUUCAAUACAGAGACCUUUCCUUUUCUUGCUGGAUUCCCCCUGCUUCAUUGUAACAAUCCCCCAAUAAAAAGUAUCCUUUCUUUCAA